Molecule: messenger RNA, 2233 nt
Organism: Pungitius pungitius (ninespine stickleback)
Lineage: Eukaryota; Metazoa; Chordata; Actinopteri; Perciformes; Gasterosteidae
Gene: rab33a
Product: RAB33A, member RAS oncogene family
Exons: 5
Coding region: 1351-2193 (280 amino acids)
Biological process (GO): Rab protein signal transduction
Molecular function (GO): GTP binding; GTPase activity
Source: RefSeq, a predicted model, not a curated record
UACAAAUGAAUGCUAAAAUUCGAAUUGAAUUUCUAGACGAGGGGAUUUGGUUACAUUGCCUACACUGUGAGUGCAUAUGAGAGAAUGGAGAACACAAAUUGGUGGGAGCAAUUCAACUAAAAAAAGAUAUAUAUUUAUAUAUAGUAAUAUGGCUGUCAACAUAAACGCAUUAAUCUAUGCGAUUAAUGUGUCCCAAUAAAUGCAACAAAAUAUUUUAACAUAGUUAUUUACAUUUGUUUACCGUGGAAACAAAAUGGCCGCUAUCUGCAGUCAGUUACAUCAAGAUGAAGAGAGCUUUUGCAUUAGAAGUGAAACAAACAGAGGCGUGACAUACAGCAGAGACCUGUGCAGAGGAAUACCGCUACGUGUGAAACAGAAGGGGGGUGAGGGGCAAACGGGCCACUUAAAACACUGCUAUGCUAAGCUAGCUGCUAGGCUAGAAAUUGUUGACACUUCAAACCCAGCCUUUAAAUUAUAUUUUACAGACAAAACCCAAAAGACUAUGAUGACUUAUUUGCGUUGUUGCCAUCUGCUAGGAUCUAAAACACAAAUUGUUAAAGAAAAACGGAAAGUGUGAAACGACAACAUCAUUUUGAAGUGUACGCAUGCAUCUAAAUGUGUGUGCGUGUGUAUGUAAAUGGAUGCUAUUUUUCACUGUUGGUUUGCGUUUGCUAGAAUGUGAAUGUCCCACGGAGAAUUGCUUACAGACAAACAGGUCUUUGACUGAGGAAGAAGGGAGCUUUGUAAGACACAAGCAUUGGAACGAUUCAAUACAGCCCGAGUGUGUGUGUGUGUGUGUGUGUGUGUGUGUGUAAGAGAAAAAGAGGUUAUGUGUGUCUCUCUGAGAGACAGUGUGUAUGUCAACGUGGAAGAGAUUGUGUCUGUGUGAAGGAUUGUUCCAAACAGUGAGUGGCCCGACUGUGUAAAUGUAUAUGCGUAUGUAGUAGUGUGUGUGUGUGUGUGUGUGAGAGACUGACUUAAAGAGGGAUAACAGUGCAAGUGUUUGGUAUUUCUAUCCACGUUUCAGUCUGAUAUCAACAGAAAUCUGCAUUCUGUAUGUGUGUGUGUGUGUGUGAUAGUGUUUUGUGUCGUUUAUUUUGCCGAUGUUGUCAAAAUGGAUGCAAGGCAGCUGUUAAACACUGCAGAACUUCGCAUGGCUCAAAUUCACACGGCCACACUCCGUUGCUGAAGGAGAAGCAUCGUUGCUAUUGUUGCAUCUCUGGUCUCCUCCUUCCUUCCUUCUUCCUCCUCCUCCUCCUCCUCCUCUCCCCUCCCUUCACUCAUCCAUCCCUCCGUCCAACCCCUCUCUGAUCUCCGCACACCGAUUUUCUUAUCGCCUCCUCCGGCACGAUGACCAACGAUUCCCCGGAGGAGACUCGAGCUCCGGGCGGCGGCGGCGGCGGCGGCGGCGGAGGAGGAGGUGGAGGAGGAUCCGGUGGAAAGGGAAACACGCGAAGGAACCGAGCAGACGACAAUGUCACCAUGCUGACAUCCUCCAUGGAUCUACAGAGAGCCAGCCGGAGCCGAGCCAGCAGCAGCAACGACGCCGCGCCGAGCAUCACCUCCUCUCUGGAGCUCAGCAUCCAGACGCGGAUCUUUAAGAUCAUCGUCAUCGGGGACUCAAACGUGGGGAAGACCUGCCUCACCUUCCGCUUCACCGGGGGGAGCUUCCCCGACAAGACCGAGGCCACCAUCGGGGUGGAUUUCCGGGAGAAGGCGGUGGAGCUCGAAGGAGAGACCAUCAAGGUGCAGGUUUGGGACACAGCAGGGCAGGAGCGUUUUCGUAAAUCCAUGGUGGAACACUACUACCGCAACGUCCACGCGGUGGUUUUUGUGUAUGACGUCACCAAGAUGACUUCCUUUCGCAACCUGCAGACGUGGAUAGAGGAGUGCAAUGGCCAUCGGGUCUCAGCAUCAGUUCCCCGAGUCCUGGUUGGGAACAAGUGUGACCUUGUGGACCAAAUACAGGUGCCCUCCAACGUGGCGCUGAAGUUCGCCGACUCCCACAACAUGCUGCUGUUCGAGACGUCGGCCAAGGAUCCGAGGGAGAGUCAGAACGUCGACUCCAUCUUCAUGUCCCUGGCGUGCCGCCUCAAGGCCCAGAAGUCCCUGCUCUACAGAGACGUGGAGAGGGAGGACGGGAGGGUGCGGCUCACACAAGAGACUGAAACAAAGAGCAGUUGCCCUUGCUGAGGGGAGAAAAGGAGGAGUGCGAGGCAUAAUGGAGUGAGAG